AAUUAACUAAGUAAAAAUGUCACAAUUUAAUUUUUUCAAUGAAAUCAACAGCGCUUUGACAAUGGAUGGUGAAAUUACCAGGGGUCCACCACCACGAUGGCAAAAGAAAAUGAUGGACGCUUCGUCCUCCAGUCAUUUGAAUGGUAGUCGCUCGGUGCUAUCUGUUUCGUACAAUACCAGUUUCUCGGGAGCAAAUCCACCGACCAAGACACCGGGUAAGACUGGAGAUGCAAAAAGUAAGAAGACACCAACACCCAGUAAGGGAUCAAAAACGCCUGGCGGUGGAGAUCGUUUCAUUCCAAAUCGUGGUACAACCAAUUUUGAAUUGGGUCAUUAUUUGAUAAAACAAGAACAAGACAAAUCAGAAAAUGACGAAGAAAACGACAGUGGUAACUCCAAUAAUAGUAACAAAAUGACACCAGCCAAAGCUGAACGCCAAAAAUUGAUAUCGGAUUCAAUGCAAGUGGCUGAUGGUAAAACUACACGUAUCCUGUCCUAUCAAAAUAAGGCACCAGCUGCACCUGAAUCACACACUAACCCCCUCAAAGUUGUGUAUUCCAUUAAGACACCCAUAUCUACGAAAAGUGGUUCACGUUAUAUACCCACAACAUCGGAUCGUAUAUUGGAUGCUCCUGAUAUUAUCAAUGACUAUUAUUUAAAUCUUUUGGACUGGAGUGCUGAUAACAUUGUCACAGUGGCUUUGGGCAAUGCUGUCUAUUUGUGGAAUGCUGCCACGGGUAACAUUGAACAAUUGGUGGAAUAUGAAGAGGGUGAUCAUGGCUGUGCUUUGGCAUGGAUACAAGAGGGACAGAUUUUGGCCAUUGGCAACAAUACUGGAGCCGUUGAGCUGUGGGAUUGCUCUAAAAUAAAACGUUUACGUGUAAUGGAUGGUCACUCGGCCCGUGUUGGCGCCUUGGCUUGGAAUUCAUUCUUGGUAUCUUCGGGCAGUCGUGAUGGCACCAUAAUCCAUCAUGAUGUCCGGGCUCGUGAACAUAAGGUGGCAAAUUUGGCUGGCCACACCCAGGAAGUUUGUGGUCUUAAAUGGUCGACUGAUUUCAAAUACUUGGCUAGUGGUGGCAAUGACAACUUGGUAAAUGUUUGGGCUGCCGUUAGUGGCGGUGUUGGCACUGGCAAUGAACCUCUACACAUUCUCAACGAACAUCAGGCUGCCGUACGUGCUUUGGCCUGGUGUCCUUGGCAGCCUAAUAUCCUUGCCUCGGGAGGAGGUACUGCUGAUAGAUGUAUUAAAUUCUGGAAUGUUAACAAUGGCUCUCUGAUUAAUUCUGUCGAUUCCAAGUCACAAGUUUGUGCUCUACUUUGGUCACGUAACUACAAAGAACUCAUUUCGGCUCAUGGUUUUGCCAAUAAUCAAUUGACCAUCUGGAAAUAUCCCUCAAUGGUAAAACAAGCUGAACUUACCGGGCACACAUCUAGAGUUUUACAAAUGGCUUUGUCACCCGAUGGUAGUACUGUAAUUAGUGCUGGUGCCGAUGAAACUUUACGUCUUUGGAAUUGUUUUGCCCCAGAUCCACAUACGGCUAAAAAAUCAUCUACAGCCGGUGCCAAAGCUAAACAAAGUGUUUUCCGUCAAAGUAUACGAUAG
Messenger RNA from Musca vetustissima, 1603 nucleotides. RefSeq names its product cell division cycle protein 20 homolog. The record is from RefSeq and is a predicted model, not a curated record. Bases 17 to 1603 code for a protein of 528 amino acids. The transcript is spliced from 3 exons. Gene Ontology annotation, biological process: positive regulation of ubiquitin protein ligase activity; anaphase-promoting complex-dependent catabolic process; positive regulation of anaphase-promoting complex-dependent catabolic process. NCBI's taxonomy places the organism in Eukaryota, Metazoa, Arthropoda, Insecta, Diptera, Muscidae. Gene Ontology annotation, cellular component: anaphase-promoting complex. Gene Ontology annotation, molecular function: ubiquitin ligase activator activity; protein binding; anaphase-promoting complex binding.